UAAUUGGAAUUGGCUGCGGCCUGACCUUUAGCCCUUCGUCGAAGAAAGCCUCCAUUGCUUUUCCGAUAAGCGCUCUUCACUGCGUCUCCCAAGCUUGCUAUCAUCAUCUCUUCCGCCUCGUUUCCUAGGGUUCAAAUCUGAUUUUAUGCUCUCAUAGCUCUCUGUAAUGGCUCAGGACAUUAAUUGCUCCCAGAAUCAAGAAUUGAUCGGCUCCUACUUCCUAGAACUCUGGCGGCUCAACUCCAAAGCCGCCGCCGCCAGAUUCGAAUCCGCCGGGGAAGCCAUGGAAGCAGUGCAGUCCUCGGAUGUAGUGGAGGGUGAUGAGGAGGAAAGGGAGGAGCCGCCGACGGAGCUCGACACGCUCAACAGCUCCGGCGGGUUCUCCGUCGUCGGGCCCGACAAGCUCUCGGUUCAGUACCCGAACGUGAACCUCCACGGCCACGAUGUCGGCGUCGUCCAGGCCAAUCGGCCCGCCCCUUCCAAGCGCCUCGUUUACUAUUUCGAGAUCUAUGUCAAGAAUGCUGGAGCCAAGGGUCAGAUUGCCAUCGGUUUCACCACUUCCGGCUUCAAAAUGUGCCGCCAACCGGGCUGGGAAGCAAACAGUUAUGGGUAUCAUGGUGAUGAUGGCUUGCUUUAUCGUGGACAUGGAAAGGGGGAGGUAUUUGGUCCAACUUAUACAACAGGUGAUACUGUUGGUGGAGGCAUCAAUUAUGCAGCACAGGAACUCUUUUUCACGAAAAACGGGGCAGUAGUAGGAACAGUUUGCAAGGAUAUUAAAGGGCCAUUAUUUCCAACCAUUGCUGUUCACAGUCAAAAUGAGGAGGUUACUGUGAACUUUGGGAAGGAUCCAUUUGUAUUCGAUCUUAAGGCAUAUGAAGCACAGGAGAGAGCCAAGCAACAAACUACAAUUGAAAAAAUAUCUAUACCCCAGAAUGCCAGUUAUGGAAUUGUUCGUUCCUACUUGCAACAUUAUGGAUACGAAGACACUCUAAAAAUGUUUGAUAUUGCAAGUAAAAGCACUGUUCCACCUAUCUCAUUUGUGCAAGAAAAUGGUUCUGAGGAGGACAACAUGUAUUCACUAAACCAUAGGAAGAUUCUUCGCCAGCUAAUUAGGAGUGGACAGGUAGAUGAUGCUUUAGCUAAACUUCGAGAUUGGUACCCUCAUAUUGUUCAGGAUGGUUCUUCAGCUAUUUGUUUUCUGCUUCAGUGCCAAAAGUUUAUUGAGUUAGCACGGGUUGGGAAGCUUGAAGAGGCAGUGAAUCAUGGUAGAAGUGAAUUUCACAAAUUUAAUAGGUUUACAGAAUUCGAAGACUUAGUUAAGGAUUGCGCUACUCUGCUGGCAUAUGAGCAACCACUAAAGUGCUCGGUUGGAUAUCUCCUAGGAGACUCUCAGCGAGAGAUUGUGGCAGAUGCAGUAAACGCAGUGAUCUUAUCGCAAAACCCUAAUGUAAAAGACGCGAGUGAUUGCUUGCAUUCUUGUCUCGAGAGGCUGCUCAGGCAACUCACGGCUUGCUUCCUGGAGAGGAGGGCGUUAAAUGGGGAUCAAGGCGAGGCCUUCCGUCUACGCAGCAUACUUUACAGUGGUAAGAAGGGUUAGCGUUUGGUGAGAUCAUCAUCCGUAUCCACCCAACCAACCAUGUAAGUCACUAGUACAGCAAAGAUUGUUCGCGGGGUGACUUUCUGUGUAAAAUAAUCGAUUCAUUUUCUUCUCCAAAAACUAGGCUUUGUUUGUUCUGUUGGCAACUUGGCAUUAGUCUCUCCACCACCCCCCACCCCAAACUUCCCAACAACCCCACAAAAGCGUCGAAUCUUGGUUGGUACUUAGUUCUAGAUGUAAUCCAGGAUUUCAUGAUCAGGGUUGAAGUUGUACAGGUUCCUUUUUUCGUAUUUAUUGCUAAAAAUUGUAACUUUGAUACUCUGGCUUCUGUUGAAUGAUUAUUUUCUUCGUUUUAUGCAACUCGAAAAA
Messenger RNA from Ipomoea nil (Japanese morning glory), 1966 nucleotides. RefSeq names its product ran-binding protein 10. Gene Ontology annotation, biological process: cytoskeleton organization; cell surface receptor signaling pathway. Bases 167 to 1597 code for a protein of 476 amino acids. Lineage: Eukaryota; Viridiplantae; Streptophyta; Magnoliopsida; Solanales; Convolvulaceae. The record is from RefSeq and is a predicted model, not a curated record. Gene Ontology annotation, cellular component: cytoplasm. The transcript is spliced from 10 exons. Gene Ontology annotation, molecular function: protein binding.